AUGUAUGGAGAGGAUCCUAUAGAGUCUUGGAGGGAGUUGAGAAUUUUAAUGAGGAGGCGAUUUGUACCAAGUUGGUACCAACGUGAAAUGUAUCAGCGACUUGAAUAUCUUUUACAGGGUGCUAGAAGUGUUGCUGACUACAAUCAAGAGAUGGAAGAGCUCAUGAUCAGGCUUAACAUAGAUGAAAAGAUCGAGAGGUCCAUGGCCCGGUUCCUUAGAGGCUUGAAUGUAGAAAUUCGAGAAGAAGUUGAUAGGCAACAUUAUGUGGAGUAUGAUGAGCUAGUACAAAUAGCCAUGAAGGUGGAGCAGUCUUUACAAAGAAAGAAAAACUGGUUCCACAUGAGUUCUUCCUCUUGGAAGAGUAAGGAGGGUUCCAAGGAGAGAUUCCAGUCAAAGAAUGGCAAUGGUAAACCCAAGGACUCUAGAGACCAAAAAGGUAAGGACUUUGCCGAAGGAAACUCUAGGCCACGUAACAUCAAGUGUUUCAAAUGUCAAGGAAGAGGCCAUAUUGCAAAGGUUUGUCCAAACAAGGUAAAUAUGACAAUCAAGAAAGGGAGGAUUGUUACUGAUUCCGAGCAAAGUGAUUCCAAGGAGGAGACCGAAGAGGAAUCUGAUUCACUUGAGGAGGAACUACUUGAAACUGAUAAUGAAGAAGUUUUGGAGGGACCAGUUGAGGGAGAUGCCUUGAUGGUAAGGCGCAUGCUCAACAUCCAAGCCACCGGGGAUGAAAGUCAACGUGAAAACAUCUUUCACUCAAGGUGUUUUGUUCAUGGGAAGGUAUGUAGUUUAAUAAUUGAUGGCGGGAGCUGUACUAAUGUUGCUAGUACAAAAAUGGUGGAGAAGCUAGGCUUGAGCACACAAAUCCAUCCUACACCAUAUGCAUUGCAGUGGUUAAACAAGGCGGGGGAUAUCAAGGUGAAUCAACAAGUUUUGAUUCUGAUCAAGUUGGGACAUUAUGAAGAUGAGAUCCUUUGUGACAUAGUGCCCAUGGACGCUGCUCACAUUCUUCUAGGGAGGUUGUGGCAGUUUGAUAUGAAGGUGUUCCAUGAUGGUUAUUAUAACAAGUACAUGUUCGAGCACCGAGGACCCAACGAGGGUACUACUAAUCCUAGUCAUUUGCCCGAGGCAAUGACUUCUUUAAUGCAGGAAUUCAAAGAUGUUUGUCCGGAGGAACUUCCUGCCGGUUUACCACCGUUGAGGGGGAUUGAACACCAAAUUGACUUGGUGCCGGGAAUGCCAUUACCGAAUAGGCCUGCCUACCGAUGUAACCCGGAGGAGACUAAGGAAAUCCAAAAGCAAGUUAAUGAACUCUUGGCCAAAGGGCAAAUCCGGGAAAGCCUAAGCCCGUGUGUCGUUCCUGUUUUGCUAGUACCCAAAAAAGAUGGGUCAUGGCGAAUCAAGAGUCUUAAUGAGCAUGUUAGACAUCUUAGGGAAGUGUUUUCUUCUUUGAGGAAAUAUAAACUGUAUGCUAAUCUAAAAAAAUGUGAGUUUUGCACUUCGUCGGUACAUUUCCUUGGCUAUAUUGUCAAUGCCAACGGGAUUGAGGCUGAUAGUGCUAAAAUUGAGGCUGUCCAGCAAUGGCCUACACCGAAAACGGUUAGCGAGGUAAGAAGCUUUCACGGAUUAGCGAGCUUUUAUCGCCGUUUUGUGAAAGAUUUUAGCUCAAUUGCUGCACCGCUAACUGAGAUUGUGAUGCUUCCGGAGUAG
Ipomoea nil (Japanese morning glory) is the source of this 1707-nucleotide messenger RNA. RefSeq lists its product as uncharacterized. Gene Ontology annotation, molecular function: zinc ion binding; nucleic acid binding. NCBI's taxonomy places the organism in Eukaryota, Viridiplantae, Streptophyta, Magnoliopsida, Solanales, Convolvulaceae. The transcript is spliced from 4 exons. The record is from RefSeq and is a predicted model, not a curated record. The coding region runs from base 1 to 1707 and encodes 568 amino acids.